Cynara cardunculus var. scolymus (artichoke) is the source of this 1703-nucleotide messenger RNA. Its product is annotated as WD-40 repeat-containing protein MSI1-like. Gene Ontology annotation, cellular component: nucleus. Lineage: Eukaryota; Viridiplantae; Streptophyta; Magnoliopsida; Asterales; Asteraceae. Bases 118 to 1482 code for a protein of 454 amino acids. Gene Ontology annotation, biological process: regulation of gene expression. Gene Ontology annotation, molecular function: histone binding. The transcript is spliced from 6 exons. The record is from RefSeq and is a predicted model, not a curated record.
CCACCCCCCUUCUACCUCCCCUCCAUUCUAAUUCCCUCCAAAUUUUCACAAGUUUCCAACGUCAAUUUUAGACUCAUAACCCACAGAAUCUGCUCCUGCUCCACUUUCAAGCAGAUUAUGGGGAGGACUGAAGAUGAUAUGAGAAGGGAAAUUGAGGAGCGACUCAUCAACGAAGAAUACAAAAUUUGGAAGAAGAACACACCCUUUUUGUAUGAUCUGGUCAUCACACAUGCGCUUGAGUGGCCCUCGCUUACCGUUGAAUGGCUCCCUGACCGUGAAGAGCCUGCCGGUAAAGACUAUACCGUACAGAAGUUGAUUCUUGGGACCCACACCUCCGACGACGAGCCUAAUUACCUCAUGAUCGCUCAGGUUCAGUUGCCCAUCGAAGAUGCUGAAAAUGAUACUCGUCGUUACGAUGAACGCUCUGAUGUUGGGGGAUUUGGAUGCGCCAAUGGCAAGGUACAAAUAAUUCAGCAGAUAAAUCAUGAUGGAGAGGUGAACAGAGCUCGUUAUAUGCCUCAAAAUCCUUCCGUUAUAGCCACCAAGACGAUCAACGCAGAAGUAUAUGUUUUUGAUUAUACAAAACACCCAUCUAAGCCUCCUCUCGAUGGAGAGUGCAGUCCUGAUUUGAGAUUGAGGGGUCACAGCACUGAGGGAUAUGGUUUAUCAUGGAGUAAAUUCAAACAGGGCCAUUUGCUGAGUGGUUCUGAUGACGCCCAAAUUUGCUUGUGGGACAUUCAUGCAAGCUCGAAGAAUAAGACCAUUGAUGCUAUGCAAAUAUUCAAGAUUCACGAAGGAGUUGUAGAAGAUGUAGCAUGGCAUUUGAGGCAUGAAUACUUAUUUGGUUCAGUUGGUGAUGACCGAUAUUUGCACAUAUGGGAUCUACGAUCUCCAUCCAUCACCAAGCCUAUCCAAAGUGUAAUGGCCCAUCGGAGUGAGGUUAACUGCUUAUCAUUCAAUCCUUUCAAUGAGUGGGUGUUAGCAACUGGGUCAACAGACAAGACUGUGAAGCUAUUCGAUUUACGAAAACUCACUUCUGCUCUGCAUACGUUUGACCGUCACCAGGAGGAGGUCUUUCAGGUUGGAUGGAGUCCCAAGAAUGAGACAAUUUUAGCAUCUUGUUGUCUUGCUAGGAGACUCAUGGUUUGGGAUCUUAGUAGGAUUGAUAUGGAGCAAACGGCAGAGGAGGCGAAAGAUGGGCCACCAGAAUUGCUGUUUGUCCAUGGCGGGCAUACGAGUAAAGUUUCAGAUUUCUCAUGGAACCCAUGUGAAGAUUGGGUGAUUGCUAGCGUUGCUUCAGAUAACAUACUUCAAAUCUGGCAGAUGGCUGAAAACAUCUAUUAUGAUGAAGAUGAUCUCAACCCAAUCUCAACAACAAACAACAACAACAACAACAUCAACAACAACAACAACAACUACAACAGCAGCAACAACAACAACAACAACAACAACAGCAACAACAACGACAACAACAACAACUAGGCUUUAAAUCAUGUAAAUAUACAAGGAAUUAGGUAACAUUUUGGCGCUCAGAAUUUGGUUACUGCUUUUUUCUAAUUCACUUCAUCGACUAUUAUCCAGGGUGUGAGCAAUAAAUAGAAUCAAUGAACAUGAAGAGUUUCUUUGCAUACUCAUUAUAUACAAAUGACUUGAUGGAUUCAGACCAAUAUUUUCUAUGGCUGGAUGUAUACAGACCCGUGUCU